UAUAAUAGAGCUGCAGCAACCUAGACUGGAUGUUGACGAGAAUUAUCAACCAAUUAUUAACACAGAGUUAACUCCAAAAAAUCCAUACACAAAAAUCAAAGAGAUAAAUAUGAAAUACUGUGGUUUCGUCAAAUGUAAAUAUUUAUUCCCAGCAUAUAUAGGCGAACAGGAAUCAAAAGCGCAGCAACAUUUUCGGAAUUUGUUACGAUUAGCCCAACGAUUGGAUCGUACACUUGUACUUCCCAACGUGGGUGAUUCACGAAUCUCCUCGUGUAAAUCUUAUCCAUUUGAAUAUUAUUAUUCUGUAAAGUCUUUGCGAAAUUUGUUGUCUCGGCCAAGCUUAAUUACACAAUCGGAACUUUAUAAGUGGUUAGAAGCACGGAAAAAUUUACGGGAGGAAGAAAAUACAUCUUUGCUUCCGACCGCAAAGAUCGUCAUUAUUGAAAAAGGUGAUGAUCGCAUAAAUAACAAUGUCACUUCCGCCACCAUUGAUCUCACUACUCCAAAAGCACGACGUCAAAUUUGUGUAUCACCUUUUAUCGAGAAAAAAAAAUUAUCGUCAGCCCCUACAUUUAAUCUUCAAACACGCACCAGUAAUUACUGGUCAACGAAAGGAAAUCGCGAGGCGAUAUCGAAAUUCUUUGAAGAGAAUCUUAAAAAUGAUGAAUCGGAAGUUAUGAUCGUUCAUUACACUCUAAGGUUUCCAUUUACCGAUGCUACACCAUUGCCAGUUGCAUAUUCUGAAAAACUUAUUGAGCGUGUUCAGACUGCGACAUCAUCUAUUCAUCCGUAUGUUGCAGUACAUUGGCGCAUGGAAGGUGCUGAUGAUAUCAACCUUCCAACUUGUGCCAAAAACCUUGUAGAAUAUCUUCAGAAUCUAAAAGACACACAUGGAAUAACAAACGUAUACUUUGCAACUGAUUAUCCAGUCGAGGGAGGACCGAUCCAUUCGGGAACUUUUCGUGGACUCAACGAAAAUCAUCAUGAAGCUAUCGAUAUUAUUCGAAAAGAAAUUGAUUUCUAUACCUGGGGAAAAUUAUCAGAUUCCUCCAAUAAUACAAGUGUAAUGGGAAUUCUUGAUAAAUUGGUGUUAAUGCACGCGGAUUGGUUUGUAAGUGGACCACUUGAAUGUCGCAAAGAUUCUAGUUCAUUCACUAUACAGAUUAUUGAACAAAGAAACCAAAUUAUGAAAUAUCAGAAAAAGAAAGCAGCAGAGAUAUCGCGAAUCGAAAAUAGCGCGGAUAAUAAUCAUCAUGAUGACUCAUCGAUUCCUGUACAAGAAGAGACAUUUAAUGACCCCGAAGAGGAAAACUAUUACUCGAACGAUCCAAUUAUUUUAGGGUCCAGUGAAUUCAAACUGCUGAACGUCGGAGAAGAAUGGUGA
This is a messenger RNA of Ambispora gerdemannii, 1384 nucleotides long. The record is from the annotation of a GenBank genome assembly. NCBI's taxonomy places the organism in Eukaryota, Fungi, Glomeromycota, Glomeromycetes, Archaeosporales, Ambisporaceae.